AUGACCAACUGGAUCUGUCCCUCUAUCAAAAAGCCACAGUGGCUAGCCCUGCUUCCCUUGCUUCUCAUCCUAUUUGUCCAGUGCUGUCUGGGACCAGCCCCUAAGCGGGUGUACGAGGAAAGUGCCUUUGCCAUAGGCCAGAAUCGGAAAUCCAAGACCGGGCAAAGGAAUGAAAUUGACACCCCUGAGGCUUUUCCGGAUCUUGCUAAUGGGUUUAAGACACUUUCUGAGAUUUAUUUUAUAAACAUUUGUUUGUGUGUGUGUGUUUUACUAGGGUUCCUGAGUACAGGUGACCAGGCAGCCAAAGGGAAUUAUGGGCUGUUGGACCAGAUCCAAGCACUCCGGUGGAUCAAAGAGAAUAUCCAGGCUUUCAAAGGCGACCCGAAAAGGGUGACUAUAUUUGGAUCAGGAGCUGGGGCAUCCUGUGUAAGCUUGCUGACCCUGUCACACUAUUCAGAAGAUUUGUUUCAGAAAGCCAUAAUCCAGAGUGGGACUGCUUUGUCAAGCUGGGCUGUCAACUACCAGCCAGCCAAAUACACCCGCAUACUAGCUGAGAAGGUGGGCUGCAAUAUGCUAGAUACUGUAGAUCUGGUGGAAUGUCUACAGAACAAAAACUACAAGGAGCUGAUUGAACAGUACAUCACACAGGCCAAGUACCACAUUGCAUUUGGUCCAGUUAUCGAUGGUGACGUCAUCCCUGAUGACCCCCAAAUUCUGAUGGAACAGGGAGAGUUUCUCAACUAUGACAUCAUGCUGGGCGUCAACCAGGGUGAGGGUUUUAAAUUUGUGGAUGGCAUCGUGGACAGUGAGGAUGGUGUCUCUGCAAACGACUUUGACUUUGCUGUGUCUGAUUUUGUGGACCACCUCUAUGGUUAUCCAGAGGGCAAAGACACGCUUCGAGAAACCAUCAAGUUCAUGUAUACGGACUGGGCUGACAAGGAGAACCCGGAGACCAGGCGAAAGACUCUAGUUGCACUCUUUACUGAUCACCAAUGGGUGGCGCCAGCGGUAGCGACGGCGGACCUUCAUGCUCAGUACGGAUCUCCAACAUAUUUUUAUGCUUUCUACCACCACUGUCAGAGCGAAAUGAAACCUAGCUGGUCGGAUUCAGCACAUGGAGACGAGGUGCCUUAUGUGUUUGGAAUUCCCAUGAUUGGGCCCACUGAUCUCUUUAACUGUAAUUUCUCCAAGAACGACGUCAUGCUUUCGGCGGUGGUAAUGACUUACUGGACGAAUUUCGCAAAAACUGGGGAUCCGAAUCAGCCAGUUCCACAGGACACCAAAUUCAUCCACACGAAGCCUAACCGCUUCGAGGAAGUGGCUUGGUCUAAAUACAACCCAAAAGACCAGCUUUAUCUACACAUUGGGCUGAAGCCAAGGGUGAGAGAUCACUAUCGUGCGACUAAGGUUGCCUUCUGGUUAGAGCUGGUACCUCAUCUUCAUAACAUCAAUGAACUCUUUCAAUACGUCUCGACCACGACUAAGAUACCUCCGCAGGAUACUACGCCAUUCCCGUACACUAAGAGACUGGGUAAAACAUGGCCGUCCACGACACGUCAUCCUGGUGUUCCACCCGCCAACACCAAACAAACUACAGACCAGCAUAAAGGCAAUGAUUUGGGCGACGACUCAGCGGUGGUUAUCGAGACAAAGCGAGAUUACUCCACCGAACUCAGCGUGACCAUCGCGGUGGGUGCUUCUCUCCUUUUCCUCAACAUUCUGGCCUUUGCAGCACUCUACUACAAGAAGGAUAAGCGCCGUCACGAAUCCAACCGACGUGGGCCCAGCCCACAGCGGAACUCUGCACCAGCUAAUGCAGUGGCUAACGCCAAUGACAUAGCACAUUUGCAGAGCGAGGAGGUGAUGUCGCUCCAGAUGAAACAGCAGCAGAUGGAACACGAGCACCAUCAUGAGUGCGAUGCUCUGCCAGGUCACGAUACGCUUCGUCUUACCUGCCCAGCCGAUUACACACUUACUCUACGACGUUCGCCUGACGACAUCCCGCUCAUGACGCCAAGUACCAUAACAAUGAUUCCUCACUCUCUGGCCGGAAUGCAGCCCCUGCACAAUUUCAACACGUUUGGAGGUAGUCAGAACAGUACCAACCUGCCCCAUGGGCACUCCACCACCAGGGUAUAGCUUUGUGCUGUGCACUAAAAGAUACUUUUCAGAACUCUAGGACAUGGUCUGCUAAGGCAUUGGGGGUUAAGGUCCUUUGUUUGUCAUGGCAAACUGUGCUGACUUUGUUCCACUCUGAGACUUAUCUUGGUGGAUGAGAUGUUAUUUUCCUAUGAAGCCUUCUUGCAGAAUAUAUCAAAGUCAAAUAUGACCUACUUGCGAAAAAAAAAAAGAAUGUUACUAAAGUAAUACUUUAUUUGGAGACAAGCUUGGUAAGGGCAGGGGACUUUACACCAAAAGACAAGAACUCUCUCCAAAGGACUAUUUUGCUUGUAUAGACAACAUAUACACCAACAAAAGAGAGGUUAAAGGAUCUUACGAAGCUUUGUAUGUGCCAUACCAUAUGUCAUAUACCAAGAGCAACAAUGAGAGCAAUGUUAUUAUACAAUAACUAUAUUUCAGACAAACACAUUAAUAUUAUUUUCUGAGAGUGUUUUCACAUACCCAACCUGUGGAUUGAACUCAAAAAUCCCAGCCUGAAAUGUAAUUAUGACAACAUUUGUAAAGGUGACAAAAUGUAAAUACUUGUGAGUCAAAUACAAAUAUUAAAAGAAUUACAAAAAGCUUUUAUUGUUGUUUAGUUCAAAAUAUGACUAUUAUGAGCUUACGUUUUUGUUAC
Messenger RNA from Sinocyclocheilus anshuiensis, 2797 nucleotides. Its product is annotated as neuroligin-4, X-linked-like. The coding region runs from base 1 to 2139 and encodes 712 amino acids. Lineage: Eukaryota; Metazoa; Chordata; Actinopteri; Cypriniformes; Cyprinidae. Gene Ontology annotation, cellular component: membrane. The transcript has 4 exons. Gene Ontology annotation, molecular function: neurexin family protein binding. The record is from RefSeq and is a predicted model, not a curated record.